UGUGGGAACGACCAAAUGCAGAAUUCGGAGAGUCCUUCAAGGUCACCUAGUGCGUCUCAACGACAACGACAAAGAAAAAUGUAUGCUUUGCGAAACGCGUGGCGCAUGAACGCAGAGAGGAAUGUGUUAUAUAAGACCAAACUUUGUAGAAAUUAUGAACGCCAGGGCUCAUGCAUAUUGGGUGAAUUUUGUCAGUUUGCUCACGGAAUCAAUGAACUGCGGCAACCACAAGAUCACCCUAGGUAUCGCACGCGUGAAUGCAGGAUGUUCGCGCGAAUGGGAUAUUGUAACGACAUUGAUAAAAUGCGUAGUGAUAUAGGCAACACAACGCGUUCUCCGAACACCAAGCAGCCAUCUUCAAUGCAGAGCGAAUCGCGUCGCUGGAACAAAUGCUGA
Molecule: messenger RNA, 396 nt
Organism: Mesocestoides corti
Lineage: Eukaryota; Metazoa; Platyhelminthes; Cestoda; Cyclophyllidea; Mesocestoididae
Source: the annotation of a GenBank genome assembly